UUGAGCCCAAAUGAUAAACUGUCAUGGGUAAUACAGCCGUGAUAGGUGAACAUGGUAGUAUUACUAUUAUUAGAAAUCAUUUAGCUAAAUGUCCACGCUAUAUUUGUAAGAAGCUUAAAUGGAAACUUUUCUAAAUAAUAUAUGCGUAUAUUGAUUUCUAAAUCAUCAACGUAAAUGACUGAAAUUAAUAUAAAUGAUAAAUGGAAAUAUGAGUAUAUAUAUAUAUAUAUAUAUAUAUAUAUAUAACGCCAACGUACGUAAAUACGUAUAGAUCACCACGAAGGCAACUAGGAAAGUAUACUCCUAGUGUAGCAUAUUCCAAAUGAUAUGCCGUCGAAUUUAAUAUGUUCUCAUGAUAUUAAACAUAUUGCCAUUUUCUGUUUUAAAAAGAUUUAAUUUGAAGAUCAACUUUAUAUAUUUGUUUGUCUCAUCUUCUUCUUGGAUUAUAAAAUUAAUUUCCCUUCCUUUUUUUCUACGCAUAUUCUCCCUCUCUCGCGCACAGUCAGACACACACACACCCACUUCACGAUAUAUAUAUAUUUUUUGAACAACCACACUUCACGGUAUAUAAUAUCACACACCUAGCUUUUUGCCUUCUUCGAGUUUUUUUUACCGGCGACUUCUUGAACAUGGUUUUGUCGUUGCUCGCGCACUGAAGAGAAAAAAACAAUAUAUCGCUGCCUUUACUGUUUUAAUUUAAAUAAAAUAUAAGUUUUUUCUUCCGCUGAGUUCUAAAUUAAACUUGGAUAUCCCCUGCAACUGAGGGUUGAUACCUUUCAAACUUGUGAUUAUUAAACAUUAUUUUUAAAUUUCUGUAUUUUAUAUUCAGUCCCUCGUCAUCUCUUUUUGUGUUUUUUCGUUUAUAGUUUUUUAUUUACAGAUGGUGAAGAAGAGGAAGAAGAAAAAGAAGAGAAGAGAAGAGAAGAGAAGAGAGGAGAGAGCUUUAAAAUCCUAUUUUUAGGGUUUGUCUUCCCAUAGAGGAAAUGUCAACAAAGGCUUAGAAGCAGAGGGAGAGACUUUAAUUUUACCAAGAAAUGAUGACGUUAGGAGAUGUUCACACCGGUAGGUUUGGAGCAAACUCAAGCAGUUCUAGGCCAAGGAAGGUUCAAAUUCAUGGCUACAAGAUACCGGAUCUGAACCUAGAUCCUUGUUUGGAUUGUGAUGAAGAAGAAACAAGAGAAGUAGUAGUUGGUAAACAUCAGGAUGCAGAUUAUGUACAAAACGUUCCUCAGCUUGCUUACGAGCUAGAGGUCGAGAUACUCUCACGCGUCCCGCGUUUCGAGUAUUGGAAACUAAACCUUCUAAACAAACGUUUCUCGCGUUUGCUAAAAAGCGGUGAGAUAUUCAAGGUGCGGCGAGACCGCGGCGUGGUGGAACCAUCUGUCUUUAUGCUGUCAAACGGCGACACGAGGUGGACCAUGUUCGAUAAGGACUUUGAGAAGUUUCAGAAAGUUCCGGAGCUUCCUUCUGACAUGUGCUUCUUCCGUGGAGACAAAGAAUCGCUUUGCGCCGGAACGCAUUUGAUCGUCACUGGGAAAGAGGAGAAGAGCAUUGCCUUGUGGAGGUACGAGGUUGAGACGAGCAAGUGGUUCAAGGGUCCUGCGAUGAUCACGCCAAGGAUCUUGUUCGCCUCAGCUACUUGUGGGACCGUUGUGUUUGUAGCUGGAGGGUUGGACGCGUCUUUAGAAGUCGUGAGCAAAGCAGAGAAGUACGAUUCUGAGACUAAAACGUGGACGCGUCUCAACGCAAUGCACAAGCGGAGGAAGUUCUGUUCUGGCUGUUACUUGCGAGGCAAGUUUUACGUCAUCGGUGGGAGGGAUGAGAGAGAUCAAAACCUAACUUGCGGAGAACGUUACGAUGAGGGAACGGAUACUUGGGAGCUAAUACCGGACAUUCUUAAAGACAUGUCUUUCUCUUCUGUUCAAUCUCCACCGCUCAUCGCGGUAGUGAAUGGAGAUCUUUACUCUCUGGAAACAUCUGCGAACGAGCUUCGCGUUUAUGACACAAACGCAAACGUUUGGAAGAGGCUUGGAGAUGUGCCUGUGAGGGCCAAGUCUAAUGGAGGAUGGGGCGUUGCGUUUAAGUCGCUCGGGGACAAGUUGCUUGUGAUUGGAGCAUCGUCGGGACCGUCUAGGACCGAGACGAUGUCGGUUUACACGUGUAGUCCGUCCGCUGAUCCUAAGGAGAAGCUGGUUUGGGAGGAGUCUAAACGCUGCUGUGGUGUUCGGCUCAGCCAUUUUAUCCUAAAUUGUUGUGUGAUGAUUGCUUAAGGGUCUUCUCUAGAGAAAUUAGGGUCACUUUCGGUUAUGUGUGUGUGUGUUGAAUAAGAUAAGUUGUGGCGUCCCUAAACGCUGAAACUUUAAUCGCUUUUGCGGAUUGUCUUUCUUGUUCGGCGUUUUGCGUCUUGUGCGUUUUAGUAAACGCCGGUUUUUCUUCGCUUUGUGAUAUAAACUUCAGCAUUUGUAUGUUUCAACUUUCAAGUAGGCAAUGACAUUUGUAACUGAACCCGAGAUCCGAACCAAUCUAAAAAAAAAAAACUGAAAUCAUAUAUUUCCGAGCUAUAAAAAGUCCAAAAUGAAUUUU
Brassica rapa (field mustard) is the source of this 2583-nucleotide messenger RNA. Its product is annotated as F-box/kelch-repeat protein At3g27150-like. Lineage: Eukaryota; Viridiplantae; Streptophyta; Magnoliopsida; Brassicales; Brassicaceae. Gene Ontology annotation, molecular function: protein binding. Gene Ontology annotation, cellular component: cytosol. The record is from RefSeq and is a predicted model, not a curated record.